ACCACACGCCAAGCACCCAGCGCGCGUGGGUGGUAUGUGCACGCUUACUAUGUGGCUACCCGUAAUAACUGCGAUAUUGUGCGUCGCAGGCGCAGGAGGCUUUUAUGUGCGGACUAUAGCUCCAACGGCGAGCCUGAAGCCUUCACCGACCUCGUCGUCUUCCAGGUGUCAUGCCAGGUGUUCAAGACGGCGACUUCCCACGACGACGACGACGACGACGACGACGACGACGACAAGCCGCACGAUCGUGAUGAUGGCGGGUCCCAACCAGGGCCAGAAGCCCGGCUUCUUCGCCGAGUGGCCCGUACUAGAGGCCGAGAUCAGGGCCUACCUCGACGAGCGACAGGCGGGAGACCCCGAGAAGGGCGGCGGGGGCGUCGAGUCCAAGGGGGCGGGGGGCACCUUGCUCAACUUUCUCUCCGUGAACCCAACUCAGAUGGCCCUGGAGAACGAGCCCGACAGGGACGAGUGGGACGGGGAGGUGAACGUGCUUUCCUACAGCGAGCUGACGAGGUACGGGUAUGGAUACCUCAUCGAGCCGAUGAUGAAAAUCGGAGGGUACGUGGCGGCCUCUGAGAGAAUGGGCAUCGACUUGAACGCUCGCACGCUCAAGGACAACGAGUACUACGAGAGAACAAAUCCGACGGUGGGCUUGGACAUACAGAAGAAGGCCGACAAGGAUGGCUUCCUAACGCUCGGAAGUGCGAAAGAGGAAAGGUUGAAUAGCGUGGCGAACGUCAGCCGUGAGGACCGAAGAAAGUCUCUCUUCGAGAAGCAAGCCAUGAUGGACAAGAAGACAAAGGCGAAAAAAGCGGCCACGAAGAAGUCCAGGGUCCUGAACACCAGCAGGAAGGUGCCUGUCAACCUGGGGGGCAGAAGCCAGAAAGAAGUGGAUGAAGAAAUUUUCCGUAAGCCGGGGCUUACCGCGGAACAGAGAGAUAUUUCGGAGUGGGUGCCUGAGGUGCGCGCUGAGGACGCUCUUCCAGCCCAGCCGCUGCUGCUGAAUUUCGCUCAAAGGGCGAACGCGGUGGCGGUUUGCGGGUGUCUUUCUCUUGCGUUCGGGAAGGGCACCUUGGACGCGCUGGAGACAGGGCUUCUACCACGAGAUGUUGCAGAGGCGGCGGUGCCGGCGAGUCUGUUCCUGCUGGGGCUGAACGUGGCUAGCGCUGUAGCGGGGGCAUCGAUCGCGAAGAACAAGGGGCGCUCGGUGCCGCUGUGGGUAUUCAAGGGGGCGUUGGCGGGACUGACGAGCGUGUUGGAGCUGAAGGGGCUUCCGGAACUUGUUCCUCUUGGUAGUAGUAGUAGUGCUAGUGCUGAUCCGCAGCCAUCCGGCGGGGCGAGCGACAGAAGCAGCAGUACAUGAUCACGUUGGAGGAAUGAGUCGUGGGUGGGUAUAAGUAUCUGAUACUUCGAUUGAUACUGCUGUUGUGGCAUAGUCGACUGCCAAUUAGUCUAUGGUGUAGAUGAUCUUUUUCUCGGACCGGGUCGUUCAUCCCGUUGGAUCGAUUGCUGCUGCUGGUUGAGAUCACCCGCGGGCGGAGCGAAACACUUCCCCCGACUCUCUUGCCCAUGGUUGCCAGAAGCAGCGUCCCC
Molecule: messenger RNA, 1593 nt
Organism: Ectocarpus sp. CCAP 1310/34
Lineage: Eukaryota; Phaeophyceae; Ectocarpales; Ectocarpaceae
Source: the annotation of a GenBank genome assembly